CUCGUCGCCCAUUUCUUCCCAUAGGAGAGACAGAAGGGAGAGAGCUUUGGCUCAGUUCGAGAACCUCUCUCCUAGAACGACUCGGUUUCUGGACUCGCGCCGCGUUCUACCUAUUCCACAAGGUAGUAAAUUUAAGCGCAGAAUUCUUGAAGAUUACACAGAGGAGGAAGGAUUGGUGGGCUGUUCGGUCGUUGGAAGGAUAACAUGGAAGAGCGUGAACAUGCUCCUUGGAGAUUUAGCUGUUUCGAAUUCUUGACUCAUCUCCUUGAAAGUAAGCGUCAUCCACGAUUCCGGCAGAUUGAACAUAUUUCUCCUUCAGAUGAGCAGGGGACUACCACUCUAGCUUCUACAUCAUCGGUGCAAACCGAUACCAGAAAUGAUACAGAUCUUUCUUCUCCAAGGCCAUUGUCACAUACCGAUCCUGGAUGCUCUCACUCACAGUGCCAAAAUGAUGGAUUUGUGUUACGGCGUGCCAGGGGUCCGAUACCUCUUCAUGAAAAAUCCCAAUUACUCAGAUAUGAUUUUCAUAUGAACACAGAAUUAAUGGAGAAUUUAAAUGAAUCCAAGUAUGAAGGAGGAUCCAUGAUGUCAUCUCCGGAGAGUUCAUCGAAGCAGCCAUUAUCAGAAAUGACAACUGGAAUAACAUAUCUGCAUUCAGAAUCUGAGGAUGAAGAUGUGUGUCCAAUAUGCCUUGAGGAGUACACAUAUGAAAAUCCAAGGAUUCCUUUGAAGUGCACUCACAUUUACCACCUUAGCUGUAUAUAUGAAUGGUUGGAGAGAAGUGAAUCCUGUCCAAUCUGCAGCAAGAUGGUGCAAUUUAACGAAGAAACGUGAAUCCCGAUUCCCUCAAUGGAAGCUGCAACGUUCACGUAGAUGUGAUCAACGUUUAAAUGAAAGAUCAAAGAUAGACAACACUUCGUCUCAUUUUAAUUUUGUUGUUUCUUUCUUCUGAGAAAGAAAAAGUGGAUUUAACGUGCUUUUAUUCCGUCAACAUGAGAU
Musa acuminata subsp. malaccensis (wild Malaysian banana) is the source of this 999-nucleotide messenger RNA. RefSeq names its product E3 ubiquitin-protein ligase At3g02290-like. Gene Ontology annotation, molecular function: ubiquitin-protein transferase activity. Lineage: Eukaryota; Viridiplantae; Streptophyta; Magnoliopsida; Zingiberales; Musaceae. The record is from RefSeq and is a predicted model, not a curated record.